AUGAUAUUCAAAUCAAAAUUUCCAGAUGUUGAUAUUCCAACCACAGGAAUAUAUCAAUUUGUCACAAGUAAUCCUAACAAAGUACCCGAUGAUAAAGUUAUAUUUGUUGACGGGAUUACGGAAAAAAAACUUACUUUUGGUGAAUUAAAAAGAAACACUAAAAAAUUUGCAGCCGGAUUAAUUGAUAAAUUUAACUUUAAACGAGGUGACGUUUUAGCUCUUAUUUCACCUAAUGAGGUUGAUUAUCCUGUAGUAGUCUUUGGUACAAUUGCAGCUGGAGGAAAAGUAACUCUGGUUAAUCCAUUAUACACAGCAAAUGAAUUUGAAUAUCAAUUUUCAGAUUCUAAUUCAUCAAUUAUAGUAGUUCAUCCAUUUUGUCUUUCGGCAGUUAAAGAAGCAGCCAAAAAACUUGAAAUUCCCCAAUCACAUAUAUUAUUAUUUGGUGAUAAGGAAAUUGAUGGAUUUCAACCUUUUAGUACUUUAUUAAUUUCAAAUAAUGAAGAAGAAGAAUUUAAACCAAUUGAAUAUACUUUUGAAGAAGCUAAAUCUACCACAGCUUAUUUAUGCUAUAGUUCCGGUACAACGGGUAUACAAAAAGGAGUCGAAACAACUCAUACUAAUAUGGCAUCUAAUGUAGUGCAACUUCAUAGUUUUGAAACUAUUUUGGAUAGCAAUUCGAAACUUAUGGGAGUUUUACCAUUCUUUCAUAUUUAUGGAUUAAACAUUCUCGUACAUUAUGUGAUAUAUUUGGGAGCAUCUACAAUUAUUCUUCCAAAAUUUGAUUUAUCAACAUUUUGUCGUUUAAUUCAAGAUCAUAAAAUCAAUUAUGCUCAUAUCGUUCCUCCAAUAGUAUUAUUAUUGGUUAAAAGUCCAAUUGUAAAAGAUUAUGAUUUAUCAAGUUUACAAAUGGUGGUCAGUGGUGCUGCUCCUUUAAGUAAAGAAUUAUGUAAUAAAUUUUAUGCAUCUACUAAAAUUCCUAUUAAACAAGGAUAUGGCCUUACGGAAACAUCACCAGUUGUAACUUUGGGAGAUGACAAUAUUAUGGUUCACGCUAAAGUGAUAUCAUUUAGUGGGAAAGGAUAUAAUGAACCUGGAGAAUUAUGCGUUCGAGGACCGAACGUUAUGAAAGGCUAUCUUAAUAAUGAAGAAAGAACAAAAGCUUCAUUUGACAAAGAUGGAUUUUAUCUCUCAGGAGAUGUGGUGAUUGUUGAUGAACAAGAAAACUUUUUUAUCGUCGAUCGCGUCAAAGAAUUAAUUAAAUACAAAGGAUUCCAAGUAGCUCCAGCAGAACUUGAAGCUAUUCUUCUUGAUCAUCCUGCUGUAUUGGAUGCUGCAGUGAUAGGGGUAGAAUUUGAAGAAAAAACUACUGAAUAUCCGGUAGCUUAUGUAACACUUCAAGAGAGUUACGAAAAAACUCCUCAAUUAGCAUCCGAAAUACAAGAAUAUGUAGGAGAAAGAGUUGCUCCUCAUAAAAGGGUGAGAGGUGGUGUCCAUUUUAUUGAUAAAAUACCUAAAAGUGCUUCGGGAAAGAUUUUAAGAAAAGUUUUAAGAGAAAAUGCUAAAAUUCAGUUUUCCUAA
Molecule: messenger RNA, 1578 nt
Organism: Diversispora eburnea
Lineage: Eukaryota; Fungi; Glomeromycota; Glomeromycetes; Diversisporales; Diversisporaceae
Source: the annotation of a GenBank genome assembly